AUGGCUCAUGGUAGCAAACACGGGUCUCAUUAUGCAGACUACACAAAAGCCUCACAGCAAUUCGAAAAGAACGUCUCCGCUGUUCAGAAGCUGAUCGCUGCCGCUGGCCUUACAUACGGCUUUGGCAAAACACCAAAAGCUGAGAAAACAACUCGUACCAGCUCACGAAGCCGAGGUGUUAAAAGUGGGUUCGAAGCCCAGCCAGAAAAUGUGCACAUCAGCGAUGAGGUAAUAAUCGAGAGCGAUAAUAACACCGUGAAUCAACUCGUUGAAGAGAAGAACAGGGAAAUCGAGAAGUUGUUGGAUGCCAACGAGGAACUAAAAUUACGAGUCAAAGAACUAAGAGCGGAGCUGCGGGAUGAGAUGCGACACAACAUCGAAUUACAGCAGUCUUUGGAAAAAGCUGAGGAACGCCAAAAUGAAGUACCAGAACAGACAUCAACUGUACCAGAGGAUGGGCAGACUGCAGACCAUAAAGAGCAAGGAGACAGUCUAGAAAAAACAAAAUUACUACUAGCAGAGAAAGAUGAAGAGUUGCGAAAGAAGGACGAUGAGAUUGCACAACUUCGUGAACGACUCGGUGAUGUGGAACCGAAAAUUGUUGUACCAGAAGAACAUGCCGUUCCACAAGCCCAAAACGACGAAAAGAUCGUCGAAUUGGAGAAGAAGAUCACAGAAAUGGAACAGGAGAAGACUCAGCUCAUUGAAAAAAUUCAAGCCGAGCAGCUGGCUGUCAUCACUGAAAAAGACCAACACAUUGGACAGAUUGUUGAAGAACUUGAAACAGCUCGCAAUGACCUUCGUGAAGCGAGAAACAGGAUACAAGAACUUGGUGAGAAGGAAGAAGAGAUCAACAAUCUGCACAAUGUGAUCGCUGAUCUUCGAGCCAAUCUUGCCACUGCAAAGAAAGAGAAGGAGGAAAGUGAAUGGCAUCUUGGAGAGCAUAAAGAAUGGCUGAGUAACUCUAAAGAGAAGGUCGCGUACUUGGAGAAUCAACUGAGUCUCUUGACAAGCGAUCCUGAUCGUCUUACAAUACCACCUCCGAGUUCACCUAAGCCACGAGCAGGGCUCGAAAAUGCUGAUGAGUCAGCUAAAGCACAGAUACGAGCAUUGGAAACCAAGCUACAACUUGCUAACCAAUCAUUCAGGAAUAGCGAAGCUGAACGACAGAAAUGUGAACAAAUCAACAGAGAUACCAUGAAGCGUGUCAUGCAGCUUGAAGGCGAAAACGGUCGUCUGAGAGGAAUCACUGAAGAAUUAUCAGCAAAGCUUCGGGAUUCAGCGAGUGCCCAAGUACUUGAGGAAAAAGACGCUCGUCUUCGUGAUCUUGCUGAGGAACGUAGCCGACUUCAAUGGAGAAUCGGUGAACUCAGUCAAUGGUGGAGUGACGCGAAGUGGAAGAUCGGCGAACUAGAAGCUGGCGUGGCUCACCAGCGACAAAUGAUUGAUACGGCAAAUGGGAAAAUUCAGAGUUUGAACGAUCAACUCGCCACAGCAUUGAGAGCACCGCAAACUUCCACUACUACCACAUACGUCGUUCCACCAUCGUUCAGUGUCAGUCAAGCAGUUCCUGGACAAUGGCAUUUAGCCAAUACAUGCUUCGCAUCACCACCAGUUCCUGCACCAACGCCCCUCUACAGUGCGCCGCUCUAUGGUGCACCAUUCUACAGCGCCCCAGUUUCCUAUGAGACCAAGAGAGUGAAGCUUGAAAUCGAUAUCGACACCCAGCAAGACGUAUUUGUCAUGGGCUCGUUCCUUAAUUGGCAAUGUGCAUUAAAAUGUGACCCGAUAGGUGUGGGAAGACGAGGUCUAACACUCGAUUUACCACGAGGAAGGCACGAGUUCCGAUUUUUGGCAGAUGGUAAUUGGAUGACGUCAUCAUUGUACACGAAAGUUCCCAACGGAUUUGGUGGCGACAAUAAUCUGCUCUGGGUAGAAUAA
Messenger RNA from Haemonchus placei, 1941 nucleotides. The record is from the annotation of a GenBank genome assembly. NCBI's taxonomy places the organism in Eukaryota, Metazoa, Nematoda, Chromadorea, Rhabditida, Trichostrongylidae.